CUCAUUAUUUAAUAUUUUAUUCUUUUUUAUUUUACAUUUCAUUUUUUUAAUCUCAAUUCGGACAGUCUUAGGAGAGUUAGGCACCCAAUAAGCUGAAAAACAAAAAAAAAACAACCUUUCUUACUAUUAUCUGAACAAUUUCCAUUCAAAUCACAAAACCAGAAAUCAAAGAGCUCAAAAGAUCAAAUCUUUUUCUUCACACUCUACGAAUAAAAAUCAAAUUUUUUUCCUUUGGAAAAAAUUUAAAUCAAUUUCUUCACCCUUUGAGCUCUGUUUUUCAAGCUAACUUUGCUUUAAAUAAAAGAGCUUUGAAUAAAACUACUCUUUUGCAGCUAAUUUUUCCUUGUAAUAGUUUCUCUUGUAGUUUUUGUGUUCAAAGCUCAGGAAGCUUGAGUGUUGUAGCUCUUUUUCUCUACAAUUUUUUUCUCCAUCUGGGUUUUCUGUUUCAGGUAUAAUUUCUGGUUCAGUUUUCAAAUUUUGGAAGACUGAGCUAUUUUUCGAGUGAUUUAGAUUAGUAAAGUAAAAAUGGGUUUUUGUUAAAAAGCUCAAAAGAUACAAUUUUUGAGGGUUUAAGGUUAACUAUGGAGGGUAGGGAAGGAGUGAAUAGUAGUGGGGUUACAGUGGUGGCAUCAGAUGCUCCGUCAGACUACCAUGUGGCUCCAAGGUCUGAAAACACAACCCAUAACGCCGGAUCAACACCUCCGGCGCCGGUUGCUCCGCCACCGGCGGCGGCUCUGCCGGCGGCUGCGUCUUUGCCGAUGAAGAAGAAGAGGGGGAGGCCAAGGAAGUACGGACCAGACGGGAGUGUGACCAUGGCGCUUUCACCAAAGCCGAUAUCGUCCUCUGCGCCGCCUCCGGUGAUUGAUUUCUCGGCGGAGAAGCGCGGGAAAGUAAAGCCGACCAGCUCAGUGAGCAAGACCAAGUAUGAGGUGGAGAAUUUAGGUGAAUGGGUUGCAUGCUCUGUCGGUGCUAAUUUUACACCACAUAUCAUCACUGUUAAUUCGGGCGAGGAUGUCAUGAUGAAGAUUAUAUCAUUUUCUCAACAAGGUCCUCGAGCUAUAUGUGUGCUCUCUGCAAAUGGUGUUAUAUCAAGCGUGACACUUCGUCAGCCUGAUUCGUCUGGUGGUACAUUGACAUAUGAGGGGCGUUUUGAGAUACUAUCUUUAUCCGGUUCAUUUAUGCCCAAUGAAACUGGAGGGACAAGAAGCAGAUCAGGUGGGAUGAGCGUUUCUUUGGCAAGUCCAGAUGGGCGUGUUGUAGGUGGUGGUGUAGCUGGUCUGUUGGUAGCUGCAAGUCCUGUGCAGGUUGUAGUAGGCAGUUUUCUGUCAGGAAACCAGCAUGAGCAGAAGCCCAAGAAACAGAAACAUGAUUACAUCUCUAAUGCAACGCCAACUAUGGCUGUUCCUAUUUCUAGUGUUGAUCCAAAACCAAACUUCUCAUCUUCGACUUCCUUCCGUGGAGAUAAUUGGUCUUCAUUGCCAUCGGAUCCGAAAACCAAGACUGACAUUAAUGUAUCUUUGCCUGGAGGUGUAAUCUGAAAGAGCAUCAUGCACUUAUAGUUGCAAUAUGAGGUUUCUGACUGACCACAGUGGCAGAUUAAACUCCCAAGUCCCAGCUGUUGGAUCUCACUUCUCCUUGUUUGUUCUGUAAACUUGUUGACUACUAGUAUCGUCAUGGGGUUUGCCCCCAUUUGAGGUGUUAUUUAAAUUAGCCGCUUAGGUAGGCUUCUAGUGCUGCUUAUGUAGCCGGUUGUGUCCUCUAGAGUAGUUUGAUAAUGUAAUAUUAGCACCAGAAUCCGUCUUUCUUUGGAAUUGAUGUAAUGUGAUUUGGAAGUUGUUUGAGACCUAUUGAUUAACUGUGUC
Prunus persica (peach) is the source of this 1862-nucleotide messenger RNA. RefSeq names its product AT-hook motif nuclear-localized protein 1. The transcript is spliced from 5 exons. Bases 582 to 1538 code for a protein of 318 amino acids. Gene Ontology annotation, molecular function: minor groove of adenine-thymine-rich DNA binding. The record is from RefSeq and is a predicted model, not a curated record. NCBI's taxonomy places the organism in Eukaryota, Viridiplantae, Streptophyta, Magnoliopsida, Rosales, Rosaceae.